Molecule: messenger RNA, 5394 nt
Organism: Pseudonaja textilis
Lineage: Eukaryota; Metazoa; Chordata; Lepidosauria; Squamata; Elapidae
Gene: DDX41
Product: DEAD-box helicase 41
Biological process (GO): mRNA splicing, via spliceosome
Molecular function (GO): nucleic acid binding; RNA helicase activity; ATP binding
Source: RefSeq, a predicted model, not a curated record
CCCUCAUUGGAUACGAGUGCGUGCCCCCACGCGCGGAAGGUCAAGAGAGCGGAGUAGUUUGAAAACAUGGAGACCGGAAGUAGUAGGAAGAGGCAGCACGAGCCAGAAUCGGAAGCGUCGGGCCUGUCUGGAGAAGAAGAAGAAUACGACGACGACGACGAAAAAGAAGAAAGAGUGAAAGGAGAGGUCGAGGAGGAGGAGGAGGAUGACGCAGACGAAGACUACCAGCCUUAUGUGCCACUCAAGCAGCGCAAGCAGGAGCUGUUGCAAAAGUUGCUGCAGAUUCGUCGCAAAGGGGCGCUGGAGGAGGAACAAAGGGACAGCGGCAGCGAUUAUCAUGGUGAUGAAGAUGACAUUCCCCUGGGCCCUCAGUCUAACAUCAGCCUUUUGGAUCAGCACCAGCACCUCAAAGAGAAGGCAGAAGCACGUAAAGAGUCAGCUAAAGAGAAACAGCUUAAAGAAGAAGAAAAGAUCCUGGAAAGUGUGGCAGAAGGACGAGCUCUGAUGUCUGUGAAGGAAAUGGCAAAGGGCAUCACAUACGACGAUCCAAUUAAAACCAGCUGGAAGGCUCCCCGGUAUAUCCUAACUAUGUCAGAAGCAAGGCAUGACCGUGUCCGUAAAAAAUACCAUAUCCUUGUGGAAGGGGAAGGAAUUCCACCUCCUCUCAAAAGUUUCAAAGAGAUGAAGUUCCCAGCUGCAAUUCUGCGAGGCUUGAAAAAGAAGGGGAUCCUGCAGCCAACUCCUAUCCAGAUACAGGGUAUUCCUACCAUCCUUUCUGGUAGAGACAUGAUUGGUAUUGCCUUCACUGGCUCCGGCAAGACCCUUGUGUUCACCCUCCCGGUUAUCAUGUUUUGCCUAGAGCAGGAAAAGAGGCUUCCAUUUUCCAAAAGGGAAGGACCAUAUGGGCUCAUCAUCUGCCCCUCUCGGGAACUGGCUCGACAGACCCAUGGCAUCCUGGAGUACUAUUGCCGCCUGCUGCACGAGGAUGGGAUGCCUGCCUUGCGCUGUGCGCUCUGCAUCGGUGGCAUGUCUGUGAAAGAACAAAUGGAGACUAUCAAGCAUGGUGUACACAUGAUGGUGGCAACCCCAGGCCGUCUGAUGGAUCUGUUGCAGAAAAAGAUGGUCGGUCUGGAUGUCUGCCGCUACCUGGCUUUGGAUGAAGCUGACAGGAUGAUUGAUAUGGGUUUUGAAGGAGAUAUCCGCACCAUCUUUUCCUACUUCAAGGGACAGCGACAGACCCUUCUCUUCAGUGCUACCAUGCCUAAAAAGAUUCAGAAUUUUGCAAAAAGUGCCCUUGUGAAGCCUAUCACAAUCAAUGUUGGACGCGCAGGAGCUGCCAGUUUGGAUGUCAUACAGGAAGUAGAAUAUGUGAAAGAGGAAGCUAAGAUGGUAUAUCUACUUGAAUGUCUACAGAAGACUCCACCACCUGUUCUUAUUUUUGCUGAAAAAAAAGCAGAUGUAGAUGCAAUUCAUGAAUAUUUACUACUCAAAGGUGUAGAGGCUGUGGCCAUACAUGGUGGAAAAGACCAAGAGGAGCGAACAAAAGCUAUUGAGGCUUUCCGGGAUGGGAAAAAGGAUGUUCUUGUUGCAACAGAUGUUGCCUCCAAAGGCUUGGAUUUCCCAGCCAUCCAGCAUGUCAUCAAUUAUGACAUGCCCGAAGAGAUAGAAAACUAUGUUCAUCGGAUUGGGCGUACAGGCCGCUCAGGGAAUACUGGCAUUGCCACCACAUUCAUCAACAAAGCCUGCGAUGAAUCGGUACUCAUGGAUUUGAAGGCGCUGCUGCUGGAGGCCAAGCAGAAGGUGCCUCCCGUGCUUCAAGUGUUGCACUGUGGAGAUGAAUCCAUGUUGGAUAUUGGAGGAGAAAGAGGCUGUGCUUUCUGUGGGGGACUGGGUCAUCGUAUCACCGACUGCCCCAAGCUGGAAGCCAUGCAGACCAAACAAGUCAGCAACAUUGGACGCAAAGACUAUUUGGCACACAGCUCCAUGGACUUCUAGACUGACUCUGCCUUUUGGCUAGGCAUAGGUUGCUGUGGUUUUUUUUCUCCUUUUUUCCUUCCUUGGAAAAGCAUCUUUUCUGAAAUAAUUCCAUUGCAGUUCCUGGAACAACUAUCGCCAAUAGAAGUAGGAAACAGGCUGCAGAGGAGGACUUUUUUUUCCAUUUGGGAUCUUAGUGCUUCUGUUGUAAAUAUUGAUCCUAUCUCAAGGUGAAGUGCUAGGCUUGGUUGUCCUAUCUCCCACAUUGCCUUCUAUGUGAACAUUUUGUGCUAAUUUGGGUCAAUCACAUCACCUUGGUAUCUGGGGUUGUACAUUCUUUAAAUGCAUGCUCCAUCCUUUUUUUAACACUUGUUUGUUUUUAAGCUGUUCAGUAUGCUCUUUCUUGAGGGCAGCAGGCCAUUGUUGCAAUAAUUGGUUGCAUCAGAGAUUGUCACUUGUGCUGGGCAAACAUUGCCUCGCUCCUCAGCAUUUGACCAUAAUGAGGAGUCAGAGUCUCAGUAUGUAGUUCACGUUCUACUACUAAGUUUCUGGUCGCUAUAAAAACAGUUUGUAUAAUUUUAUUUAUGCCUUGCCUUGACCCCACCCAUCUUAUAUCCAGCCAUGUUGCUUUUUCUAACAGCUCUGUUUUGGGUGGCAGCUCCUGCAGCUGCAGAAGAGCUGUUCUUGCCUGCUAAAAGUUGUUGGGUUGACUGUCUCCUGGGACAGUCUGUCUCUCUUGGGACUUUUUGCCCGUUAUAACUUUCUGCGUGCUUGCAGGCCCCAAAGGGGAAGUUAGCAGGCAGAGGAAGUUGCCUGCACUAUCAUACUUACUGACUCAUCUCUUGGGCAGCCACAAGAGCUCAUCAUCUUGACAGUCUCUGUCGCACACUUUACUGGGUUGUUAGCUUGGAUCUGACUCCUAUGGAGCACCCUAUGAAAGAUGGCUUCCUGUAUGUUCAGCACCCCAAAUUUGGGAAGGUAAAUGUGGUAUCUCACUUGUAAUGGGAAAGCUGAUUCUACAGAAUCUUGAAGGUAGAGGUGAAUGGAUUUGUGGAUUUUGUUUGUCUUGUCAAAGGAAAUUUUUCUUUAUACUUUCCAUUGUUAAGGCUUAAGGUGUUAGCCUUGGUCAUAUAAAAGGCAGAGCCUGCAGUAGCUAUGAUUAUCCGGUAUUUAUGUUCCAUUCUCUUGCUUUAAUGUUACAUUGAAUUGUGAGUGUACAGUUCUGUAUUCUGUCAUUUCUGGAUAUGAUUAAAUCAAAUGACAAAUAAAACUAAAUGCUGUAUACAUUAAGGAGCGUAGCAUAAAUGUGUCUGUCGGCAAUAUGUGGUAAAUUGGCCUGAAACAAUCAUUCUGAAAGGAAUAUGGACAAAAUUACUUUGCAGGGUAUGCCUUUGAAUGGAGAAACCCAAGACCAGGGUCUUUGUACCGAGUCUCCCAAGUAGGGGAGACUUGGGAAAGCUCAGACAUUUUAAAAUUUGAGACGCCCAUGUUGAGGCUGGGAUGGAGGGAGGUUUGGAUCCCUUCAUUCUAUUCCUCACCCUCUUCAGUUUCCUAUCUCUUCUCAGCUCUGGUUUUGCAGCUGCCAACUGCAUUAGCAAGUACAAUCAAAGUCUUCCCAAAAGUAAAAUUUGGCAGUGUUGGGUGGGGAAAUCACCGGUACAAAAUCAAAAUGGUUCAGUGAUUCUCUCAUUUUCAGUCACUUGCCUUAUAGGCCAGGGCGGGCAGAUUUCAGUUGACACCCCCAGAUUGAAAAGGAGCCAUAACCAGGCUUUUAAUAGUCUAGCAUUUCUUGAAAGUAUUUUCAUGGUGUCAAUGAUGUUAUCUCAUUAAGCCUGGUGGUUGCCAAUGAAGCCAAAAUCCAUCUGGAAGGGUGAGACCAACUGAAGACUUUCUAACUGGCAAUUUUGGUUACUGGUGACAACUGACACAUUAGGGAACUAGAGUUCAACCUUCUUUUGUUAAUCUCUGAUUGUACUUUGAAGUUUGAGAAAUGGCUGCUGGCAAGCAAAAUUAAAUGCCAAGUUGAAGUUGCUUUCUUGUUUUAUUGUAACCACUCUAAAAAUUUGACUUCAUGGAAAUUGAUAUAGGCUAAAAUAUCCCGUUACCACUCUAAUGGCUGAGGCCUUCAGGCCUCCGUAUUAUUCCUUUACUACUAGUGGAAAAAUAUGUUACAUAUCUAACUCUUGUUUUUAAAAUGAUGCAGAGAUUCUAUAUUGGGUUACCUAGAGUUCUGGGAGAUUUUUUAAACAUUUUUUUAUCUCAUGUUUAUUGUUUUUAAAAUAAUACAUACUAAUAAUCCUUCCUCCUGUUUUCUCCACAACAACCCUGUGAGGUGAGUUGUGCUGAGAAAGAGUUACUGGCCCAAAGUCACCCGCCAGUUUUCACGCCUAAGACAGGACUAGAACUCACAAUCUCCUGAUUUCUAGCCUUGUUGCUUAACCCAAAAUUGGCUAAAUUUAUAGCUAACUGAGAUGCUGUUUCUAACAGCUUUCUCAUUUCAUGCUCCGCAGAAGUAAGCAGCUCAUACAGUAUACUAAAACUAAUAUGAGUUGAUGCUUUGGUUUGGCAUGAUAACUAUUCUGUCUAGAACAAAACAUCGUUAAACAACCCAUAGCUUAACAAUGAUUGACUCAGUGUAUCCCUUUGAUAACUGCUAUUCAUUGAGGAAUUUUACAGAAGGAGCACCAAUUGGUGUGGGUGAGUAUGAUGAAAAUCCUCAUCUUCCAAAUAUUUAUAUCAGCCUUCCUAAAUCUGCUGCUUCCCAUCUCCUCAACAGUAUUUCCAUCAUUUCCAGACAUUUAGCCUAUACUUCUCUUAGAAUCAGAUCCUCUGAUUCUAAACUGUUGCGUCAAAAAUUAGGUGGGUGGGUAUAGAAAAUAGCUCAGAACAGUUACAUUGGCCAAGAAUUGUUGAUGCUGAUAGACAGCAGUUUCGUAAGAUUUAGACAGAUUUUAAUUUUGUCUGGAAAAGCUGACUAUUGAAUCUGGGGUAUUUUAUGUUUUAGAGACAAAUCCACUUAGGAAAAGCAGUGCACACACCUUCCUCUGACUUUUUUUGAACAAAUUGCAUAAUGGAAAUUACUAUAUUUUACUUGCUCAAUCACUGAUCUCAGACUAUGAAAUGCAAUGUCAAAAAGGAAGGGACAGGCACUGGCUGAUGAUGAGCUGGUCCAAUAAAUAAUAGCAGAGGGCCCUGAAACCAUUACUCACGAUCAAGUCUAGUUUUUUUGAAUCCCACAAGGAUUAGAAAUUUACAUUUCUGUUGACUGCUUUGAUCAAGGGAAAAAAACCGAAUACUUUUGUUUCUACCUGGAAAGUGCUUCCUGGACUUUGUGCUUGAGGUAGAAAAAAACGAAACUUUGAUUUUGGGCUUUACCGAUCAGUUGGAUUUGUUGUUAAAGAAAUGGCUACUUCAAACUAU